AACAAGCAUUGAUGAAGAGCAUAAUAUUGUUCUUGAUUCUUCUUCACCUUCAUGCAUCUCUUCACACUGCAACUCCCUUGCAACUUCCAUUUUGGGAGGAGAAGAAUGAAGAAUUAGUGGCAAUUAAUAGACGCGGUGGCGGUGGGCACGGUGGAGGUAGUGGUCAUGGCGGCGGGGGGCACAUUAGUGGUAGUCACGGGCGCGGAUUCGGUGAGUAUGGCCGCGGUGACGACAAGACACCUCAAACUCAUGGCGGCGGCGCCUCGGUGAUCCCAUUUUACGCCGCUGCUGGAGCUCACAAUCAUAAUCGUAAAAGUAACAAAGGCAGCCCUAAGAACGGCGGUUUUGUCGUCAAUUGUUGUUGUUUAUGGUUCUUGCUUAUUGCAAUUUUUUCAGUUUGAUUCAUCAUAUGCUGUAAAUUAUUGUAUAUUUAAAUGCAUGUUUUGAAUAAAUUAAAACAUGUUAAUCUUUA
Messenger RNA from Ipomoea nil (Japanese morning glory), 472 nucleotides. Its product is annotated as glycine-rich cell wall structural protein-like. The transcript is spliced from 2 exons. The record is from RefSeq and is a predicted model, not a curated record. The coding region runs from base 12 to 401 and encodes 129 amino acids. NCBI's taxonomy places the organism in Eukaryota, Viridiplantae, Streptophyta, Magnoliopsida, Solanales, Convolvulaceae.